Messenger RNA from Salvia hispanica, 1299 nucleotides. RefSeq names its product folate-binding protein 1-like. NCBI's taxonomy places the organism in Eukaryota, Viridiplantae, Streptophyta, Magnoliopsida, Lamiales, Lamiaceae. The record is from RefSeq and is a predicted model, not a curated record.
UUUAUUAUUUUAUUUUUGAGCAAUACAAUGAAUUGGCAGUAAUUUUUUCCCAAUUCCGAAAGAACGAGUCAAUGCCAUGGUCAGAAGGCAGGAUUUUGUGUUCGCGAUUCCAUUCUAGUUUAUACCUUAAAUUCAAUACAUAAUACAGAAUCGAGUAUUGUAAUGAGGAGAUUCCACCGUUUCUGCAUCUUCUUGUUCCUCACCUCCAUCAAUUUUUGGUUCCUGUGCGCUGGUAAAACAAGUGAAGUUUGCAUAUCUCCCGGUGGUCGAUUCCCCCCAUUUUCAAAUGUAGGCAAACCCCCCACGAAAGCAAGAAAAGGUCCGAGAGAUCUUACACUUUGUAGGGUUUUCCGCAAAGAGACGUGCUGUGAUGCAACUCAGACGCAUCCUGCUUUGCUGUCCAUCAGGAGACUUGCAUCGUCUGGAGAAGCAAGCCAAGAGUGCUUGAAUUUAUGGGAAUUCUUGGAAUGUUCUAUCUGCGAUCCAAGGGUGGGGGUACAGCGAGGACCUCCUAACAUCUGUGCAUCAUUUUGUGAUAGGAUUUAUGAAGCAUGUUCAACAGCAUACUUUGCUAUGGAUGGAAAAACACAGGUACUAGCACCAUGCGGCCAAGGUGACUUUGUUUGUGGUAGAGCUUCAGAGUGGGUCUCUAAUGGAACUGAGCUCUGCAAUGCUGCAGGUUUCUCUGUCAAGCCUCUCGAUGAACCUGGUGAAUUUCCAUGCUAUGGUGGGAAGGGUAGCCUAGAUUAUAUUGCAAAUUCCUGGAAAUCUUCACGUUCUGAGAUUGUGCGUGGAGAACAGAACACUGAGGUUGUCCAAGAUUUUAUGCAAUUGAUUGUUGAUAUGCCAUUGAGUGAGAGAAUUUCUUGGGCUGUUGGAGGAAUGGUGCUUACAGCUGGACUUCUGUUUGCAAGUAGAAGGAAGAGCAACGGUCAACGUCAGAAGCAAGCAGCUAUCCAGCGUACUGGAAGGAGACUAGGAACUAGGAUAAGCCCUCCUGCAUCCCCUGUUAGCCACGGGAACAGAAAGAAUGUCGGAAAAUGAGUGCCAAGCAUAUGUGCAUAUUACGCCCCCUUUGUUACAGGCGAGUUGCCAGUGCCACCACCCUCUCGGUUUUGAAGCAACUGUAUUCUGAAGCAGGAUGUUUUCGAACAGCCAGACCGUAUACUUGAAUGACCUCUGGUGUAAUAUGGUGAGCUUUGCUCAGUAGAUAAUGUCUUGUGCUGUUGUAAACCACACAAUCACCACCAACAGGAAAUUAUGAUUCCUCUUGUGCAAUAUGACUAUUUUAUGAUAGCA